AUGGACGACAUGGAGUAUUGGAAGGACGUGGGGCUGGGAAAGGGCGCGUGGCAGUGCGACGCGAGCGGUGGACGCGAGAUCUUACCGCAGGACGAAGCGACGGUGUUCGAGGAGCUACCCAGUGCGCAUUCGCCGCGGUUCGCGCUCUUGCCGAGCGUACCGACGGUCGCCGCGCGAACGGACGACAGACACGUCGCCGUGUUUUUCGAUGGAUGUCGUUACCGGUGCGAGUUUGACGUCGAUGGCGGUACGGUUGGCGAAUUGGCGCGCGCGUUAUGCGCGGGCGGGUUGGGCUCUGGAGCGGACAUGACCACGGGGGCGCGGCAAAAGCUCGACGGCCCGGAGUCACUAGUUUUGUUUUAUUGCGGUAAGCGUUUGGACGACGACGACAACAAAGUCAGUAGCUAUGGGGUGCCUCGAGGGUGUAAGAUCUUGCUCGGCAUCGAUCGAGCGCUCGUGGAGCGAGCCGAGGCCGGAUUAGGCCCCGGGGAGGACGAUGAUUUUUGGGCGUGA
Ostreococcus lucimarinus CCE9901 is the source of this 513-nucleotide messenger RNA. RefSeq lists its product with no specific name. Bases 1 to 513 code for a protein of 170 amino acids. The transcript has a single exon. The record is from RefSeq and is a predicted model, not a curated record. Lineage: Eukaryota; Viridiplantae; Chlorophyta; Mamiellophyceae; Mamiellales; Bathycoccaceae.